AUCUUGUUUCUUUUUCCCUUUUUAAAAAUGAACAAAAAAGACUUACUGAAGGUACCCACAGUCACAGAGUUAGUAGUUUUACCCAUGCGCCGGACCAGUUGACAACGAGUCCCACCUCUCAGGAAUGUUCCCCAGAGGUCACAUCGGUGGACAAGAUGAAGCCCACACAUCAGAUCCACUUCAAGUUUCCCCGAAAAGACAAGAGCUGCAGAAGAACAGAUCAAACAGCCCCAACAUGCGCAGAAAUCUCCAGCAGUGUCCGCGGGGGCUGGAAGAUAAUCCCCCUCGUGAUCUUUCAUCUGUCAGCUCUACCAGAAACAAAGCUAGGAAAGCCCCAGCUGGGGAAGACGGAGGCUCUCAGUCCCAGGAUGGCAGUGCAGCUCAGGAUGGCGAUGAAUCUGGCACCAAAAGUGAUGCACAGGAGAAGACGUCUGAGGAAGCCAGUCAAGGUUCUGGGAACAUAGUGGAACACAUCCUGAAAGAGUUGAAGGGUAUCAACAAGAUCCAGGAGGAAAUAUCUGACCUGAGGCAGUAUUUAUCGUCUGUGCGCGGCUCAGUGGAUGAAGUUUCCUGUUGUGUUGACGCGGUGCUCAGUGAAAUAGGAGAGCUGUGCAUUGGAGCCUCAGCUGCACCUCUCCCAAGCCUGGUUCCUCAAACGCCGCGCACCAGACGAGGAAGUCUGGGUAGACAGAAUGCCAUCAUGUGUCUUCAUGAGAGAGAUGCUAGUCCAGUGCUGGAUAACAGAGAGUACGGAAAAGAUUCAGGUUCCACACCGUCCAAGAGGUCAACUCAAUGUUGGGAAGAUGACAAACAAACUCAUGGUGUUGUCCAUCAAGUUAGCUAUGACAACUCAGAGCAGAGUUCAAACCCUGAUCUCUACCUGGAGCAACAUUGUGGCCAGAACUACCAAAGCACCAGCUCCUUGUCAUCAUGCCACAGCUUCACCUGCCCUGAACCAGGUUUUCUGUCCGGCGACACCGAGUGCAAUAUCUGGCGUCGCAGAGGAGGAGGUUGGAGUGAGGAAGACAUCUUCUCUUCCGUGAACAGCGUUGAAGAGCUGGAGGACGGUCAGGAUGUUUGGAAGGGGGAGCUGCAGAGUGGCGCAGCGGGCCACUCUUCAAACACCAGCUCUGAGCAUCUCUCUCUGUUGUUCGGCCACCAGUACAACUCUUCCUCAAGUUCUUCCAGUAUCGCUGGGUGGAGGACGCAGGCUAAUGAAACCGAGGAAGGAAACCGGGAGUGCGACUGUGCCGCAAACUGCCACUACUCCCGCAGCUCUGGUUACCACACAAUGAAUGCCCGUGCAAACAAUCCUGACAGCGAGCCCUCCAGGAGCUUGAGCUGCUCUACCGUGCAGUUGACGGACUACGACGAUGGUUAUCCGGCGCAGCGUUCACUCUGUGAUGAAUACCCGUCGUCUGGGGAUACUCUUGACCUGGGGUCCGCUGAUAGUCUGGACAGGGAUUGGACAGACCAGAGUGUUUCCAGAGAGGAAGUGCAAGAAUCGUUAUCCCAAUCAUCUUCUGAUAUAGAUCCAGAGACCACGCCCAAAAACCCCAACGACGGGUUUGAUGAAGCGACCCUAAGCGGGGCUGUGGUCUCUUUCAGGUCCGCUUUGAAAGGGGCACUGAGGAGGUUGGAAGUUUCAAACCAUGAGGGACUUAAAGACGAUGCUUAUGCCGAUUCGCAGUUGUCCAAUUACUCCCUUAAACGAUCCAGUGAACUCGAUGAGAAGUGCAUAGAGAAGGAUGUUCCUCAGUUGGCAAAUCUCCUUCAGCUUACCUCUCCGAUGGAGGACGGCGGGACUAGUCCGACGCAGGCGAAUACAUCAUUAUCUCCGAAAGAGUUCCCCGCUAAUCAACAGCAAAUUCUUUGCACCCCUACUAAGUGUAACUUGGCAGAGUUCACACAAACGACAGAAGAGAAGCAAAGUAACGGAGAGCUGUCCAGCUUUAACGUGACCCCAAAACACAGUCCUUUGGUACUGGCUAAAUGUCCUCUGGAACCAAUCAGCGAACACUGUCCGCCUGCUGAGGGAGACCCUGGAAAGCCAACAGAUGCCAGUCAUAGAGAGCGCAUAGCUAACUUUCAGCGCAUAUUGAGGGAGAAAAGACGAACUCAUCAGAGACUCUCCAGGUCCGCUCAGGGUUCCCAGGGCUCCUACGGCUCCCAGGGGUCUCAGGGUUCCCAAUCUCAAGACGAGUUUUUCCCAGAGUUUGGAAGAGAAGAAAAUCAGGUUACACAUAUAAUCUCAGCCCUGUGUUUAAUUCUUGUUUCUUCUCUGAUGUGCUCCGUCUGGGGUAGCUGUUAAUUUUCUUUACACUCGUUUACCUGUUUAGAUUUUUCUGUGGUAAGGAGAUAUACGGAUAUAAAUGUCAAUAUCGGCCCACAUUUUCAUAUCGGUGCAUCCCUCGUUUGAAGUCGUUGUUUUGCUGCAGGUUUACAGCUACAGAGAAGCUUUUCUCUCACAAACUCCUCAGAUCUUAGAGUAUCUGGGAAUGAGCCACCAUUAUAUUUCUCGUAUUUCUUAUUUUUUUAUAUAUUUAUUUUUACCUUUGUGUGUAUA
This is a messenger RNA of Fundulus heteroclitus (mummichog), 2566 nucleotides long. RefSeq lists its product as uncharacterized. Bases 125 to 2311 code for a protein of 728 amino acids. NCBI's taxonomy places the organism in Eukaryota, Metazoa, Chordata, Actinopteri, Cyprinodontiformes, Fundulidae. The transcript is spliced from 2 exons. The record is from RefSeq and is a predicted model, not a curated record.